GGCCGAUAGCCGUCAGAUCUAGAGCAGGCUUCAGGCUCAAGGGGCUCACAGCGAGUGUCUACAGGAUUCUGCAGUGCCGAAAGCGAGGUCUGGAGGAACUCUGACGGCGUAAUUCGACGGAAGCUCCGGCUUGUCGAGGUUUUCCGAGGCGACGCCCUUGCCCGCCAAGCAGACUCGUCAGGCAAGACGCUCGCAGCAUACGCAUCAGGAUCACGUACACGGCCAUCAUUUCACAGGAUCGGAUGGCCUACGCAUCCACCAGUCGGCUGCCGAUAGACAGCAAGACCGCUCAGCCUCUGACGCGGACAACUUUGGGCCGGAUCCCAGCCAUGUCGAGCCUGUUGAUGGCCCUGCUCGUUCUGAUAGCAGCGAGUCAACCUGCUCGAGCACAGCAUAAUGCCGCGGACAACAUCACAUCACUCGCCGGCACCUGGUCGUCUGGAUCUGGAAAUGUUAUCACUGGGCCCGGCUUCGCAAACCCGGUCAACUUCUCAUUCGCCUACCCGGCGACGACGGGCAUCGCGUACUCGUUCACCGAUGAUGGUCACUUUGAAGAGGCGCAGUAUCGUUUUGACGCGAACGGCACCGAGCCGCACUGUGUAAAGGCGUUCUUCAUCUUCCAGCAUGGCACAUACGAAUUUCAACCGAACGGUUCCAUCACGACACUACCUAUCGCAGCAGAUGGCAGGAUACAAGUACAAGAUCCCUGUGCAGCCGAGUCCUCGGUCAUCACGUACUACUAUGAGCCUGCGAUCUUCCAAUCAUGGUUGAUCUACAACGAUCAGAACCACAAUGCAUACGGCUUGCAGCUAUCCGCCUUCGAUGGCUCGCUGCUGCCGAGGCUGUUCCUUAAAUACACACCGCCAGCCAUGUGGCCGACUACGCAGCUCACGACAAACAGAUCGACCGUGCAAACAAACGAAGCCAACGCGAAACGCGAUCUCGUGCAGCAAUCGCUUCUGCAAGCCGAGCUCGUCAAACGCGGGUCAGCGACAUCUUCUAGCCCGAGUACGGUUGGCAUCCAAGCUGCAGGUCUACUCGGUCUCCUCAGUCUCGGCUUCGUCCUUGUCCGAUGAGCAAGCGCGAAUUAUGCAGACCCACGCUUUCGCACGACACACUUUUCACACGCGUCAUGCUUGAUAGGCCCUCAUCAUCACGGACACUGAGCAUCUGCUGCUAGUCUACUAUUGUAACACUCCUUGUAUACCUUGUGCGCAUGG
Molecule: messenger RNA, 1220 nt
Organism: Mixia osmundae IAM 14324
Lineage: Eukaryota; Fungi; Basidiomycota; Mixiomycetes; Mixiales; Mixiaceae
Exons: 6
Coding region: 243-1076 (277 amino acids)
Biological process (GO): 'de novo' protein folding
Cellular component (GO): endoplasmic reticulum membrane; endoplasmic reticulum
Source: RefSeq, a predicted model, not a curated record